Messenger RNA from Kwoniella shivajii, 1233 nucleotides. RefSeq lists its product as uncharacterized. The record is from RefSeq and is a predicted model, not a curated record. The coding region runs from base 1 to 1233 and encodes 410 amino acids. The transcript has 5 exons. Gene Ontology annotation, biological process: carbohydrate metabolic process. NCBI's taxonomy places the organism in Eukaryota, Fungi, Basidiomycota, Tremellomycetes, Tremellales, Cryptococcaceae.
AUGUCGGAAACCAUAGCACCUCUGUCUUUGACUCAAGAGCGGUCUGCGGAUCUCAUCUCUUUGUUGACCGACGGUUUACUACAUAUCAAGGAUACGAGUGGACGGUUCUUGCUAAAGCUCCAUGAUGGAACACUUGUUGAUACAAAAGGAUGGGAGCACCCAACCGUCUUCUCAUGGGAAUGGACUCACGGUAUAGCUCUUACAGCUUUGUGUCAUCAUUCUGCUCUUGAUCCUUCUUCCCCCGGUGCUCAGAAAUCGUUGAAAGUAGCUCUUGACUGGUUUGAAACGCAGUGGAAAAGGACAGAUGGUAAAGGUGCUCCGAAGAACAUCAACACUAUGUCUCCUUUUUACUCUCUUGCAUGUUUUGUAGAGGAUGGAAGGACCAAAGACCCCAAGUGGAACGGGUGGAUCGAUGAAUGGGCAGAGUGGAUCAUGGACGGUCUUCCAAGAACCCAAGAAGGUGGUUUCCAACACAUGACAUACGUCAAUAUGCACGAAAACAACUUGUGGGAUGACACAUUGAUGAUGUCUGUGAUACCCCUCGCCAAGAUUGGUAUACUACUUGACAGACCUCAUUACAUUGAAGAAGCCAAAUAUCAGUUCCUCAUUCACAUCAAAUACCUCGCUGAUUCAGUGUCCGGUCUUUGGUACCAUGGUUGGCAAUUCACUCCAGAGAAAUUAGAAGGAGGAAAUGGUGGUGCUGAGACCAAUGGGGGUCACAAUUUUGCCAAAGGUCUUUGGGCUCGAGGAAAUUGCUGGAUCACCGUCUCCAUCCCCAUGUUCCUCGAUAUCCUUGGUGACAAGCUCCCCCCAACAGAUCCUAUUUACCGACAUCUGGUAUCUAUUUGGAGACGACAAGUUGAUGCUUUUGUCCGAUCUCAAGAUCCCAAGACCGGCCUUUGGCAUACUUUGAUCGUGGAUCCUACCAGUUAUGUCGAGACGAGUGCGGCAGCUGGUGUUGUUGCUGGUAUUUACAUGGGAAUUAGACAAGGCUUGAUUUCCGACCCAGCAUACCGAAAAUGUGCUGAUGCAGGUCUUGCUGGUGUGAUUGCUCAAAUACAACCUGAUGGAGAAGUAGCAAAUGUCAGUUUUGGCACUGGGAUGGGAAGUUCUCUCCAGUUCUACAAGGAUAUCGCGAUCACUUCAAUGCCUUACGGUCAAGCCCUCGCAAUGCACGCACUAGUCGAGUGGCAGCGGCUUCAGAACGGUGAAGGUGUUGCUGCACCAAAAUGA